AUGGCUUCCAAGAACCCACUUUUGCCCACCAAGGACCAAUGCUUUGCCUUGACGGAUGAGCAAUGCAGAAAAAUUCAAGAUGUCCUCGACCCGGAUGGGACAAGAGCCCAGAAAAGCUGGGAAUUACAAUACCAGCCAGAGCUGAUACGUUUAUAUAUGACUGGGAUGAGCUUCCCACAGAUUGAAUCUACAAUGACGCCAAGGUUGACCUGGUCGUACAAGACGUACUCGAAUCGAUUUAAGGACUGGUGCUUCCCACUUAACCCGACGCAGAGAGAUAACAAGAUUAUACAACUGUAUGCUUUGGUCUCAGAGUCGAGCCCGGCGAACCCAAUAGCUGCACCGCCGCCGAUACAGUCAAGAGGCGUGCCUCCAAUCCGACCAAGACAGCCUCAACCUCGCCAACCACUACCGCCGCUUCCACAAACCUCGACAUCAUUUGAUCAGGAAUUUCAUCAGACGUACGAGCAAAGGCCCCAAAAUGAGAGAAACAGAAGCGCUACUAUUGAAUUCGAUCGAAAUUCUAUCUCUACUAUAGAAACAAUUGCAACCCAUUCAACUUGGGCAUCAUCGAGUGCAGCAUCGAUAUUUUCACAUCCGGAUUAUGCAAGCCAUCGAGACUCAAUCGGAACGGCAAAUUCUUCCGUGGUAAGCCUGGAAAGUCAGUACUCAUAUCGUCAACCUAAGAUAGAACAACCUUUACCGCCUUUACCCCAACCUAAGCCUAUAAAACCGCCACGACACGAUCCCCACAACGGUCUAUGGAACGGGAUUCUCCGAGUCAUACCCUGUGGUCAAGACCACAGUAGUUUGGACGCGUUCGACUCAUUUGAGAGGUGUUCCGUUUGUGGCUUCACUCAGUGGCAUGCUUUGAUGGUCCACGCUCGGAGCAUGGAACGGGAAAACUUUGCCAAUGCUAUGGGGAUGCUCAGUAACUUUAAGAAGGAUGACUUCGCUGGAAACUCUCCAGUCCAUUUUUUGAUGGUUGCCGGAGUGGAGAUGGAUUAUUUUGCUCGAUUGGUCCGGCAGAAUGACAACACAAACCAGAAGAUUUUUGGCACGAAUCAGAACGUUUUUGGUCAAAAUCCUCUUCACGUCCUCAAUCCACGGGGCUUUGGAGAGGAUUUAAUUCCCUUCUUAGAAUGGUUCAAACCUCGCAGAGCUCCACCCGGUCUCUUGCUCACGCAGAGAGACAUUUACGGUCGGACGCCAUUACAUGCUCUGCUCCAGCAUCCUCUUCCCCGAAAUCUCUACCCGAAAAUACUGGAAGUAUUUCCUUUCUUCGAGCACCAGCUUCGUUCUCUCGAUAUCGCUGGGCAAUCGACCAUUCAAAUGAUGAACAACGCCUCCCUCAGACUCCGCUCCGAAUCGGAAUCAGACUACCUGAAAAUCCAAGACGGCAUAAUAGAUAUCGAGCAACUCCUCGCCGAAUCCGUAGAGGGCGAUCUACCAAAAUACGGCUUCAACGAUAUAGCGCGAGGAGCUAGGGGUGAGAGUUGGUUUGGCUUCUUCGAAUGCAGAAUCUGCAACCGAACGAACGCGCACUCGAAUUCCUACGUCGAUCAAAUGAAGUGCGCCUGUGCACAUGGUCGAGACAGAAAUGCACCAGACGAGACUGGUCUCACGCCAGCCCAUGCAAUCGUCACCAAAGAACGUUCCAACGCCAACCGCGCUCACGAAACCGCCACGCAAACCGAGGAGCUCUUCCGUAUCCUCAUCCCCCAAGCUGACGUUACGCUCCGUGAAGCCCUUCACGUUCUAGACCCCGAGGGCAACACUCUAGUGCACAACAUCGCUACGCGCGGAUUCGACAAGCUUCUGAAAUACGUGCUCGAGCUGGAGACCCCGGGGCGGCGCGUGUCGAUGGUGAAUGCUUGUACCAAAGGCGCGGAUGGUAAUGAGAAGAGUGUGUACGAAGCCGUGGUCGAGAAGUUGAGGGAGCUGAAUGAGAGGAUUCGUAUUAAUCGGUAUACGGAGGACAGGAGGAUUAAGGAAUUCCUCGUGGAUAAUGGGAAUCGGUUGCAGAGGUGCAAGCAUCUUUUGGUCCAGGCAGGUGCUGUGGGCAACCCGAGCAUUACGGUAUGUUCACAGGUCCCUCGAUUGUGUUUGGGGGGUACGCUUCCAGUACUAAUUUGUUGGACAGAAGCGCUGGCGGAUCUCUGGGUGACGCGUCAGAACUCCUGGUAUCCUCAACAGUGUGUUCCGUCCUAUCCCUUACGCAAACUUCCCGGUAUGGUCUGUGGAAUGGAUUCCUCAUUCACCAACGCCUUUCUUUUCUUAUGUCAGGAGGUUCAAAAGCGAGCGAGCGAGCGUCGUUUUAUAUAG
Molecule: messenger RNA, 2325 nt
Organism: Hyaloscypha bicolor E
Lineage: Eukaryota; Fungi; Ascomycota; Leotiomycetes; Helotiales; Hyaloscyphaceae
Exons: 4
Coding region: 1-2325 (774 amino acids)
Source: RefSeq, a predicted model, not a curated record